AUGACCUCAAUCCGGGCCUUUCAUGCGUCAGACGUCUUUAAUUUCAAUCCUACUAAUCUUGACCCGCUUACAGAGACUUAUGACCUGAACUUUUACUUCUCUUAUCUCGCUCGAUGGCCGCAUCUCUUUACCGUCGCUUCUGGGCCGGAUGAAAAGAUUAAUGCUUACAUUAUGGGCAAGCUAGAGUCAUCCCCAGCUUUUGUCAUUCAUUCUCCGCACUAUCUUCCAUUCCAUGCCCACAUCACGGCCUUGACGGUAGCGCCACACGCACGUCGUCUAGGACUCGCACGAACGCUCUCAUCAUCUCUAGAAGCGGCCGGAGAUAGCUAUGACGCCUGGUUCGUCGAUCUCUUCGUACGAAAGGGCAAUGUCGUCGCGCAGGCCCUAUAUCGUGGCCUUGGAUACAGCGUAUUCCGUACAGUAAAAGACUAUUACAGUGAUGAUGUGAUGGGCACGGGAGGAGAAGGCGAAGAUGCCUAUGACAUGCGCAAGCCACUGAAGAGAGAUGUGAAACGAGCACACAUUCGAGCGGGCGGCGAAGCAUAUGUCGUAUCUCCAGAAGAAGUUUGGUGA
This is a messenger RNA of Blumeria graminis f. sp. triticale, 573 nucleotides long. The record is from the annotation of a GenBank genome assembly. Lineage: Eukaryota; Fungi; Ascomycota; Leotiomycetes; Helotiales; Erysiphaceae.